GCACGAAAAAGCUCAAAAUGUUUACCUUGAAUGUCAGUUUCUUGACUAUACUUGCUGCCAUUCCUUCUCGAGACUGACAGAAGGUAAUGAGCAGUUUUAAGAGGAAUCAGACCUUGGUCUUAGGGGACAGGAGACUUUUGGACUCUGUAAAUUGGUGAUCUGGCCAUCAGCCCAUAAGGAUAUAUCCUUCAUGGCUUCUAGCGCUGUACCAACAUUCCAUUCCACCAAAGAGACAACUAAUUACGCCCGAUUAUGCCGGCUUCUGGUGGAUGUCAGUACACACAUCCUGAGAGAGACUUUUGACAAGAAGCGUCCACCAGGGAAGCUGGAUACAGUUCUUUUAACUCCUCCCGUUCACAGAGCUUUACAACUACUCAAGAAAAGAAAGGUUUUGAACCCAUCGCAAUGGGGCAAACUGUAUCCUGCUAUCAAAUCGUCAGUUUCAUCGAAGCAUUUCGAUAUCACCCUACUGAUGGUUCUGCUGAGGAAUAUUUGUGGCCUUGUUCGCCCGGCAACUGGUUGGGAUACGCUUCCUGCUACAGCAGACACAACCCUCGAGGCAGAUAUCGUUCGUAUCAAGUGCUACAGAAACAGAGUUUAUGGUCAUGCCACUAAAGCCUCAGUUGAUGACGCAACAUUCAAUCAAUACUGGAUGGACAUCCAAGAUGCAUUGGUGAGACUGGGAGGAGCAGGAUACCAAAGUGAUAUCGAUGAUCUGAAAAACGAAAGCAUGGACCCUGAGUUUGAGGAACAUUACAAAGAGCUGCUUAAACAAUGGGUAAUGGAUGAAGUUAGCAUCAAGGAAAGAUUGGAUGAAAUCGUCAGGAGGCUGAAUGAACGGGGAGAAUCCACAUCAAAUCCUGAAAGAAAAAUAGGAGUGGAAGCUGUAGCAGCAUACACAAAUGCAUUGAAAGAAUCAAUCAAAUGCCAAACUGAAUUCCACGCUGUAGCUUCUCCCACUUCGUCUAAGGUAAGAACAGAUGACAUAUUCACAAGUAUUCUCAUACAACAUGGACGAAAACCAGUAGAAGACCAUAACAAGGAAAGAAAGAAACGCCUUCACAACUACGGUCAAGUAGAUGGUAAGCCAGUAAAACACUGUCGAGAAAUUUUCAUGUCUGAUACCGAUGGUGGCGAGGAAAGGAAUCCCAAAUCUAUUCUUGUCACUGGAAAAGCAGGAAUUGGAAAAACACUUUUUUGUCAAAAGUUGAUUCGAGAUUGGGCUGACAACAAAUUGUUUCCAUCACGAAGAAAUUCGCUCAAUCCUGACUUCAAGUUCGCUUAUCUGCUAACAUUUCGUCAAUUAAAUAUACUCGGAAACAACUGCGUUACCCUGAGGGAAAUCUUCAAUCGAUCUUCAGUGCUAGACGACCACUCCAUUAUCGACGACUCCUUAUUUGAGUACAUUGUUGAUCACCCUGAGGAAGUUUUGAUUAUCAUUGACGGGUAUGACGAGUACGCACAGCAAAAAUUUAUUGCAAAUAAGUUGGAUGACCAGUAUUCGAAUGACGCUCAUGAGCAAAUGCCAGUGGCAGCUCUGUGUGCCAAGCUACUUAAAGGAAAUAUCUUGAGAGGCUCGGUUGUCAUGAUAACCUCAAGACCCGAUGAGUCUGAUGACAUUAAAGACAAAAUUGGUUUUGACCGAUGCGUGGAAAUUACAGGAUUUUCCGAGCAACAGGUAAAGGAAUACAUCGAGAAGCAUUUUGAAGAAAGUGAAGAUAUGAAGAACGCUGUAAUGGAUCACAUCACAAAGAAUGACAAUCUUGUCAGCUUUGCCCACAUUCCAGUUCUCUGUUUUCUGAUGUGUUCGUAUUUUGAGUACGUCUUAAAGCCGGGAUCGAUGAAUACUGACACUUUUCCAGUCAAUAAGAGUGAAAUUUAUUUUGAAGUAGUUAAUAUGUUUUUGAUAAAUCACAGCAAAAAUGAAGAAACCCCUCCCAAAGUAACAUUGGAGAAGAUGUGUAAGCUGGCAGCUGAUUUUCUUGUAGAGAAUAAGUUUCUCUUCGCUGUCGAAGAUAUGAAGAACUUUACUGUCGAAGAAGUCGAAAAUCUGAGAGCGAGCGGCCUCCUUCAUUGCGGUCCUAUUUUUAGAAAAACAUUUUCUGAAACGACGAAGUACUUUUGUUUCACACAUUUAACUCUCCAGGAAUACUUAGCGGCUCAAUGGUUUGUGGAGAGCAAAAAGAUCCCUUCCCGCGGAGAUGUGUCAGAAAUGGUUUUCAUAUUCAUGUCCGGCAUCCUAUCAAAGCAAAACGACAAGGCUUUCAUGCAAACGUUGAUUGAAAAACUCGAUCCGCAGCUCUCGAGAAACCUGCUAACUUUAAAGUGUCUCACAGAGUACCAAGACAUAGAAUUUGCGCAAGGGAUAGUAAAGAGACACUACAAGAGAAAAUGGGACCAUAAUGGAGAUAUAAGAUUCGGAGAAUUGCACGAUGUGGACAGCGUGGCUGGGUCUUUUCUGUUAGAUGUCAUCAGUUCAUUGAAUGCCUUGGAAAGUGGUCGAAAGAAUCAAACAUCCCCUCAACAGACACGUUUGCAGUUGGUCAAACGGCUGAAUCCCUUCAGGUUUAGAAGGAAUGCAUCCCCGUGUUACUUACCUAAACGGUUAAUAAUCCACUGGGAGUUUCCAUCUCAGACUGGAUUUAAAAGAAUCUGUAAGGCUCUUGAGAAUAAUUUCUGUCCCAUUACUGAACUAUUUCUCGAAUUUAUUAAGCCUUCUUUCGAAUGGGUUUCUACGAUUGGAGAGAUGUUGCCACUUUCAAAUUUACUUGAACUACAUUUGUAUCGUUCUCCAAUCACCGAUGCUGGUGUUGUCAGUCUAUGUCAAGCAUUACAGACAGCAACAUGUCAAGUUACCUCAUUAGGUCUAAGUGGUAAUCAGAUCACCGAUGCUGGUGUUAUCAGUCUAUGUCAAGCUUUACAGACAGCAACAUGUCAAGUCACCACAUUGCAUCUGAGUAGGAAUCAGAUCACCGAUGCUUGUGUUGUCAGUCUAUGUCAAGCACUACAGAUGGCAACAUGUCAAGUCACCACAUUAGAUUUGAGUUCGAAUCUGAUCACCGACGCUGGUGUUGUCAGUCUAUGUCAAACAUUACAGACAGCAACAUGUCAAGUCACCACAUUAAAUCUGAGUAAUAAUCUGAUCAGCGAUGCCGGUGCUGACAGUCUAUGUCAAGCGUUGCAGACAGCAACAUGUGAAGUCACCAAAUUAAAUCUUAGUGACAAUCGGAUCACCAAUGCUGGUGCCGACAGUCUAUGUCAAGCGUUGCAGGCAGCAACAUGUCAAGUCACCGCAUUACACCUAAGUAGUACUCAGAUCACCGAUGAUGGUGUUGUCAGUCUAUGUCAAGCAUUACAGACAACAACAUGUCGGGUCACCACAUUAGAUCUGAGUGGUACUCAGAUCACCGAUAUUGGUGUUGUCAGUCUAUGUCAAGCAUUACAAACAGCAACAUGUCAAGUCAGAUCUUUAAACCUGGAGCGAAAUUUUAAGAUCACCAAGACCGGUGGGAGGCUCCUUAAUGACCUGUUGAAGAAACUCCCGCAUCUUGACUUACGCUGGCAUCGACCUUUCUUUAUGUAGUGACAUGCUAUAAGUACAACAUCAUUCAUUUAUAAGCAUUACAAGGUUGUUAAACCUGGAAGAACAUGCAAUGUUAAACAAGGUCAUUGCGAGGCUCUUCAAAUUGCUGACUUGAGCUGGUAACCUCCCAUAUAGAUUAAGUAUCUGAAACAAUGAGCAAACAAUUCAAAUGAAGUUUAAUGUGAAGACUGUCAAAAUUUAUCAUGUACUUUAGAAUCAUCCUUUUCGCCAGCACUAUAUAUAUUUCUUAUAAUUUUUUUUAAAUACCAACCCGGGACAUUUUACCUAGAAAUAUUUUGUUUAAGUAAAGUGUUCGCUUAACAAUGACAUAACUAGUGAAUUGUUGGAUUGGUUUUGUUUUGUUUUGAUUUUUCUCAGUUUUAGCUAGUUUAGCGAAAGUUAAAUUGUGUGAAAACGCAGCCAGCAGAU
This is a messenger RNA of Stylophora pistillata, 4012 nucleotides long. RefSeq lists its product as uncharacterized. NCBI's taxonomy places the organism in Eukaryota, Metazoa, Cnidaria, Anthozoa, Scleractinia, Pocilloporidae. Gene Ontology annotation, molecular function: protein binding. The record is from RefSeq and is a predicted model, not a curated record.